CAUCGCGGCGCGCCGCCGCCUGGCUCUUGACGCUAGCCCACUAUGGCGGAGGCGGGCCGAGUCGCCGUUCGUGACCCGGGUGCGCUGCUCCCGGACGGCUUCUGGGCGGCGGUGGCCGUGUGGCUGGAGAGGCCGCAGGUGGCCAACAAGCGACUGUGUGGUGCCCGCCUAGAGGCCCGGCGGAGCGCCGCCCUGCCCCGGACCGGGGCCCGCGGCCCCAGGCAGAGUACAGGCCCGGAGCGGGAGGAGCGGGCCACGGAGGGACACGGGCCCGAGGAGGGACGGCUACUCGGUCAGCGUCCCCCCGAGGCCGGCCCGGGCCCCAGGUCGAGCGCAGGCCUCGAGGAGUCCCAGGGCCGGCGCCACAAAGGGGAGGACGAGAGGGAAGCAGCCGCAGCGCCUCUGCUCGCAGGGGCCCCCGGACGGCCUGGCGAGGCAGGAGUCGGGGAGGGCGACUUGCCAGCCUGGGAUCUGGAUUCUCUCUGGGACGACUUCUCCCGAAGCCUCGGCGGCGGCAGUCAGGAUAUGCUGGCCUUCCUUACAGGCUCUGGGGCGGGAUCGCAGUCAGAGGCUCAGCACCAGCUCGAUGUGGUUCUCAGAACCGUCAUCCCGAAAAGGAACCCGCUUUCUGCUCUGAGGAGAGAAAUAGUCGUGCAAGAUGUCCAUAAUGGAACCGUAACUUUUUUACCUUUGGAGGAAGAUGACAAAGGGAAUGUAAGCGUUCAGCUGAGCAACGUGUAUCAGAUUCAGCUCCGUCACAGCGAAGAACAGUGGUUCAUAUCUGUUUUAAUUUUCUGUCCAGAAAGAUGGCAUUCAGAUGGAAUUGUUUAUCCCAAACUCACCUGGCUUGGAGAAGAGCUGCUGGCCAAGCUGGCCAGGUGGGCUGUGGAGAGCAGGAAGAGCGAGUUUAAACGCACCCUGUCCCUCGUUUCCAUUGUGAAGUACAGCCAGGUUUACCAGGAGCUGAAAGACAAAUACAAGGACAUGGUCAAGGUGUGGCCUGAAGUGACCGAUCCUGAGAAGUUUGUGUAUGAAGAUGUAGCUAUUGCCUCCUACCUGCUGGUUUUAUGGGAAGAAGAGCGAGCCGAGCGGGGAGUGACAGCCAAGCAGUCCUUCGUGGACUUGGGGUGCGGAAACGGUCUGCUGGUGCACAUCCUGAGCAGCGAGGGGCAUCCAGGCAGAGGGAUCGAUGUCCGACGAAGAAAAAUCUGGGACAUGUAUGGGCCGCAGACUCGCUUAGAGGAAGUUGCUAUCACACCCAACGAUAGGACCCUCUUCCCGGACGUUGAUUGGCUAAUCGGUAACCAUUCCGAUGAACUAACACCAUGGAUACCUGUCAUUGCAGCCAGGUCUUCCUACAGCUGCCGUUUCUUCGUCCUGCCCUGCUGCUUCUUCGACUUCGUGGGAAAACACUGCCGGAGGCAGAGCGGGAAGACUCAGUACCGGGGGUACCUGGACUUCAUCAGCGAAGUGGGCCGGGCCUGCGGGUUCCGCGUGGAGGAGGACUGCCUGCGCAUCCCUUCCACCAGGCGGGUUUGCCUCCUCGGCAAGUCCAGGACGUACCCACCCGCCGGAGAGGCCUCCGUGGACGCGCAGAGGACCCGGUACAUUAACAGCCGGCAGGGCCGCGCUGCCAGCCGCCCGAGCUGUCCGGAUGAGGGGCCUGCCCCUCCUCCACGCGGCAGCACGGAUCAGCCCGGCAGUCACCCCGGUGGCUGCCCCGACAGCCGCCCCGACAGCCAGGGAGCCCCGGACGCCGGGGCUGACGGGCGGUGGCUGUCUGGAUUCCGCCCUAGAGAGAAAGCUGAGCGCGGGAGGAACUGUGCCGCCCUCCCGCGGGAGUUCGUGGACGGAGUGGUUGUACAGGUGGCACAGCGGCUGCUGGGUGGGAAGCGCCUCGACACAGGCGGCUCUCGCAGCGGGACCGUGGGGACCUGGAACCGAGGAGCAGAGAGCCUUUCCUUGGCCGAAGUAGCGGGCGAGCUGGGCGGGGAGACGCUGCGGAGGCUGAAGCGGGAGUGCGGCGGCCUCCAGACGCUGCUCAGGAACAACCGGCAGGUGUUCGAAGGUCCCGCAUGUGCUUCUGCAUGCCACACAGCCUCCUGCACCUGUCACGUCAGCACCCCAGCUAGGCUGCGAGCUUCCUGUGGGCGACUUUCGCCCUGUGUUUUAGAGUCAGGAACACGUUUCUGCGUGGGAAGCUGUCUGACUUGGGAGCUGGCUGGAGGAUGUUGGACGCAGGCCUGCCUAGGACCGGAUACGGGAUGUCGGGAGUGGGUGACAGCUGCACCGUGUCCUGGGGCAUGGGGCAGCAUGUCGACGUCCUGGCUGGCCACAGGGCUCCUGGCUGCUGUCAUUCAGGGCUGCCCCGUCAUUAGCGCCCACUCCCCAGGCCUUAGAAAUCCCAAAGGGCCCCUUUUCCUGACCCUGUAGGAAUUGCUCCAGAAGCGUGGCUAGGUGUCCUCUCACCGGUCAGGGGAGGCCCGCCACACGCCAGCCUGUCCUGAUGUCUGGAGGGUGGGGUUCCUGCCCGGCUUGGGCCUCUGCGACCUCCCCCAGAUGUCUCAUGGCCCGUCCUGGCCAUCACGGGCUCCUGGCCUUUUGGGGCCCACCCCGGGAAUCUGGGAGCCUUCGAGGCACCUUCCUACGCACUUGAGAGUGUGUUGUUCUGUGCUGCACCCAGAGGUGCUGCUGUGGGGACACCUGGGGACACAGCAACGUCUCCUUGGCUCGCGCUUUCAGGCAGAGAAAGCCACGACACCCUUGGGAGACAGUGGGGAGACAGCACGCCGGCCAGAGGUGCCUCUUGGCCCCGAGAGGACGAACCUCCCGUUUGGCUGGCGUGGCUCCUGUCCGUUCCCCGGGGAGUCCUGGUCCGCGUCGGUGUGCAGGGACGGGCUGGGCGGGGUGGCGCUUCUGUUCACCGUCCAGUUAGGAGCCGCCCGGCCAGCUCUGCUCAGCGGGCCGCUGCUGCGUCUGCCCAGCCUCCUGUCUCAGCGUUUUGCAGCCUCCAGGCAGAACCCAGCCGGCUUGGUCGUGUUGGCUCCGUGUCACGUGUCGUUGGCUCUCGGGAAGACGGCCAAGUGCGAGCUCCGGGGGAGCCUCGGCUGAGUAGGGACGACCAGCUUAGGGGGCAGCUCCGAGGGGCCCUGAUCAGCUGCCCGGGCCACAGCCCGUCCCUAGCCCUCUGGGGUCCUCCAGUACCUAGCUCUGACAUCACCCUGGCCUCACAGGCCCCUCCCAACACCCACUGUCUCCUGCUCUGACCCCCCCCUGCCGGCGGGGCUGCUGGUCGCUCCUGCUGUUUGGGGGGCUCAGACUAUGGGCAUCCCCGCUGCCUGCUCCCUCGUCUUUGGAGGGGACCUGCGCCCAGCUCGCUCAUUUUCUCUCUGUGACGUGGAGGCCUGGUCCUUGAGGACCGGCGUCACCAUGCAGACAGUGUCCGACCUGCCUGAGUCUGGACCGCGUCGUGGCCCUCACACCGGCUGCCCUGGGUCGUCAGCCUGGCUUCCCACCAGCCACUCCACCCCAUGGUCACACCUUGGGUCUUGCCAUCACCAGGACCUAGACUUCAGGCUCAGGGCACUUCACCAUCUCCCAGUGUCCAGCGCGCUCCUGAGAACUCCGGCCCCUCCCCCAGCCCUCCCGCACCCCCUGCUGGCCCUGCCCUGUUUGGGGUCCUGUCUCCCAGGCCUGUGCCUCCGUCACCACUCACCUGUAGGUGGGGCCUGCGAGCCUCAGCGGGGCGGGGGCUGCCAUCCACUGCUUGAGAUCUCGGCACCUUGUCCCACUGGGCACCGGCGGCCAGGGCUGGUGGGGACCCAGCCCGUGUCAGUGCACCCCACAGGUCCCGGUGCUCUGAAGGACUUGCAGGGCGAUGAGCCGGCUGACCUGUCUCUUCUCCAAA
Molecule: messenger RNA, 3907 nt
Organism: Pteropus alecto (black flying fox)
Lineage: Eukaryota; Metazoa; Chordata; Mammalia; Chiroptera; Pteropodidae
Gene: TRMT44
Product: tRNA methyltransferase 44 homolog
Exons: 11
Coding region: 43-2433 (796 amino acids)
Biological process (GO): tRNA methylation
Molecular function (GO): tRNA (uridine) methyltransferase activity
Source: RefSeq, a predicted model, not a curated record